Oenanthe melanoleuca is the source of this 3913-nucleotide messenger RNA. Its product is annotated as avidin-like. The record is from RefSeq and is a predicted model, not a curated record. NCBI's taxonomy places the organism in Eukaryota, Metazoa, Chordata, Aves, Passeriformes, Muscicapidae. The transcript is spliced from 5 exons. Gene Ontology annotation, molecular function: biotin binding. Bases 3221 to 3820 code for a protein of 199 amino acids.
CAGGGAGGGGACAAGUCCCAGUGGUGGAUGACUCUUGUGGAGUAUUGUAAAGGGAGCAGGAUCUGCCUCUUUCUUCACCCACUUCUUCAGAUGUAAUAGCAGCAGGUAAGGGCAUGCUUCUUGCUUUGCUCUUGGCUCUGCCCUGCCUUGCAGGCAGCAGAGGAGAGAGCAUUUCUCCUCAGAAGGCCUCUAUAGGGAGCAGCUGAGCCACAGGGCUGCAAGGCCUCGACUAAAUGGAGUCCCCUUCUGCCCAGGGCUGGGCACCUUGCUUCCUUUUCCUUCUUUCUCUGCCACUGCAGCAUUUGAAGGCUGUACCGUCCUAGUGUGGGAGGGAAAGAAAGGAGGGAGCUCCACUACCUUUCCUGUUGUGUCCACACACACAGAGAUCUGGACAGAUAGUAUAUCCCUUGGACAGAGAGGGACACCUUUCUGUGUCAGGAUGGUGUGCCUGCAGUGCAGGAGCAGAAUAACUUGAGCAAUUCCCGAUUUGCAAAGCUACCAGUGGUGGAUGGAGAAAGGGGUGUCAUGCUGCUUUAGUGUUGAAUAAUGCUGGAAGGAGUCUGACUCAUCAGUCCCUAAAGUUAAACAUCCUGAAUAGUGAUAUGAAGAUGUGAUAGAACUGGCAAAGAACCAAAUAAAGGAAGCAGAAAGUGAUACUGUUGAUAACAUAUCUAAAGCUGCUGAGUUGACACAGCUGACAUGCAGCUGACAGUCAGUCAAGUUAUACUGUAAAAGCCUGCUCCCCAUUUCUAAGGGCACGGGCUUCUGCCACCCUCCUUCCCAGAGUGUGUGUGGAGAUUGCUCCCUUGGAUGGGGACACCCCUCUCUUGACACUAAGCCAGAGAGAUUUGUCCAUGGUUACUUGUAUGGGUGAGUAACUUUAAGGUCUACUUUGAAAUUGGUUUUGCUAGCUCUAAUGUAAUGAACACUGCUUCAAAAUAGUGCAUCAUAGAAAUCGUUGCAGCUUCUAAUCUAUAGGAAAUAAUUCUUAACAAGAUUUUUUGUCUAAUUACCAUAAUGAAUUAUUUUCUUUUAUAUAAAUGUAUCUGAUUUGCCAUCCUCAAUCCUGUGGUAAUACAUUGUACAAAGAUUCUAUUACACCUGUAUAAUCCUUUAGAAAUAAUCCAUUGACAAAACUGAAGUCAAAGUUGGAUCCAGCUGUGCCCAAACCCUUCAGUGGGCAGGAUUCUAGAAUGCAAGAGAGACCUUUCUGAACCUUGUGAUUCAGUGGGACGCCUUCUUUCACAAACAUUGUCUGAAGUUCCCAUUCUGCCUGUGACACUCUCCCAGACAGAUACCCUCACAAUCCCAUGUUCCCCAACUCCUCCCCAAGGCAGGAGCAGAUGUGUGGGCCAGUUCCAUGCCCACAGCUGGGCUUCCUCUGGAUCCCAUGAGAGAUUAGGGAUACCAGCUGGAGGACUCCCCCCUUCCAGCAGGGGCAGGGGAGUGCUGGCAUGGUUGUACCUGAAAACUGACACUGCAUAAUGAAGCUGAAGGUGGGGUAGCUCUUGCCUGCUGGGGUCCUUUGAGGACUGGCACCAGGAUCUGCUUUUUGGUGGCUGCCACCAUGGUGUGGCAGGAGCCCAGAAAGGUCACAGAAUGUGUUCAGGGCCAAAAGGGUCACAUAACAGCCCAACUCAUUUCUCCAGAGGCCCUGCAGGUGACCCUGGGGCUUGUGAGAGUGGCUGAGUCAGUGCUGAGACGCAGUCCCACUUUCAACCUCCCUAAGCAGCAGGAUGUGUGUCCCAUGGCACAGCUCUGGGCAGGGCAGCAGAGCUGGAGGUACUGGGUGCCCCCCUAUAGAAGGGGUAGGUGACACACACAUAGUAACCCCUUGGAAGCACAGCCAGAGCUGGCAACCUCUGUGGUCAUGGCACACCAUGGUAUAGGGGACAAUACACCCAGAGCAUGCAGCCCCUCAGGCCCAGACUCUGCGUGCUGGGGUGGCACAGCCCAGAGAAAACAGACACCACAGGGGUGGCACAGCCAGGGAGUGCAGCUCCUCUCUCCCCACCCUACACCCAGGACAGCCCAGGUGGCUCAGCACUGCCAGGCUCUGCCCAGGGCUGUCCUCACCUCCCUGGAUGCAGCAUCACUGGGCACCAGCAGGGCCAGGGCGAGCAGCAGCAGCAUCCCAGGGUGCCUAUGGCAGUGGUGGCUGUGUGUGGUGCUGGGCUUUGCUCCUUUUAUACCAGAGGGGUUUGAGCCUCAUGCCAAGGGAUGCCCAAGAGGUAGGAGAGCCUUGAUCCCUCUGGACAGUAAUGGAGUCUGAGGGGGACACUGAGGGAGGUGGCAGGGAGCACAGCCAGGACAGCAGGUCAGAAGAGUAUUAAAGAUACCACAAGAAGAGUAGGGGUGGUUAGAGGACACCACAAGAAAUGCACUGGAUCUCUGUGACACCACAGAAAGGGUGGGGGAGUUCUAGGGACACCCCAAGGAGGGUUAUUAUCUUUCUGGCCAUGACAGGUUUUUGGUGCCAAAUUGCAUCCUUCAUACUCAAUAGUUAUCAGCUGGGAAGCAGCCUGUCCUCCCCUCUGGGACCAUUCUUCAGCAGAUCACCAUGCUGCUCCAGUGCUGACUGUCACUGACAAAUGGCCUUCUUUUGCUCCCAGGGGAGAAUCUCUGGGCAGAGGAAUAAUGUUAUAUGGCAAGAGAAAGCUCCCAGGCGUGGUCCCCCAUCACCUGCUGGUGUCUUCCCAUGUCAGAGCCCACAGCCAAGGGAGAGAGACAAAGACACACAGAAGCUCUCCCAGAGGGUCAGUGUGGCACCAGAAGGCUGGUGCAUCUCACCUGAGCUGCUUGCCUCCAUUUAUCUUGGAUCAAAGACAUUCUGUGAAUAUCAGCCAUCACCAACACCUCUGAUGGCUGGUAAAUUUGGGAGCACCCAUACUGCACAAUUCACUGGCCACAGCUGCCACCCACCUGGCAGCAAUAAAAAGAGAAGGAGCAGGACAGAAACACAGUAUGUGUAAGGCUUUGCUAAUCAAACCUUGCUAAAUUAGGGAACACAGCCAAAAGACCACUGACACUUGCUGAAGUUAGAUUAUGUUUUAAAUAACCACAAACAUCCCGUAUGUGCCCAGUUUGUGGAUGCUAGCAAAGAAGACAGGAAAAAGUCAACCAAUGGCUAAGAGAGGAAGACCACGGCCUGCCCACCACCAGGAGCCAGGAGAAGACCCCCCAGCAACUGGCUGCGCAGACGCAGAAAGAACCUGAGAAGAUGCUGAAAGGCACGAGCACGGAAGAGGAUGAGAAUAAAAGACGGACUGACACGGAGUGGGAUAAAUUUAUAAGAGAACCAUCAUCAGGGACCUGCAAGGAGCACAUCCCCACCUACCUCAGCUGUCCGUGUGCUGCAGAGAUGGUGCGAGCAACUCCCUUCCUCCUCGUGCUCUUCCUGGCCCCGGGGGCUCCCGGCCUCUCCGUGACAAAGUGCACCCUGACCGGAGAUUGGAAGAAUGACCUGGGCUCCAACAUGAGCAUUUCUGAAGUAAAAGAAAAUGGUGAUUUCACUGGCACCUACAAAACAUCUGUGUCAGCCCACCCGAAUAAGAUCAUUCCUUCACCACUGCUGGGGUCCCAGCACCUCCCUGAUCAGCUGAAGCAGCCCACCUUUGGCUUCACUGUCCACUGGAACUUCACAAAAACUGUCAGUGUUUUCACGGGCCAGUGCUUUGUGGAUGGUGAAGGAAAGGAGGUUUUGAAGACCAUGUGGCUGUGGAGGUCACACGACAACAAAAUCAAAGAUAACUGGAACGCCACCGUGGUUGGCUACAACAUAUUUGAGCGCCUGGAAACACACAUGGAUGGAGGGUGGUAGCAUUGGAGCUCCCAGAGAAGAGGCAGUGCCAGACUUGUAGCCCUCGCUCCUGCCUCAGCCCCUGCUUCUCCCAAUAAAGCUUUGCUGCAAGCA